Messenger RNA from Camarhynchus parvulus, 1998 nucleotides. RefSeq names its product syntrophin gamma 2 (gene SNTG2). The coding region runs from base 373 to 1995 and encodes 540 amino acids. Gene Ontology annotation, cellular component: intracellular anatomical structure; dystrophin-associated glycoprotein complex. The transcript is spliced from 16 exons. Lineage: Eukaryota; Metazoa; Chordata; Aves; Passeriformes; Thraupidae. The record is from RefSeq and is a predicted model, not a curated record. Gene Ontology annotation, molecular function: protein binding; structural molecule activity.
GGAGCGCGGCAGCGCUCGUAGGAGCACCCAGAGCUCGGCUGUCGGGAUGCGGCCGCGGAGGGGAGGGGAGCGGGAGCAGCGGCACCUUCCCCCGGCGAAGAGCCAAGUUAAAUAGCCAGCGCCACGUCGCCGCCUUCCUCUUCCCUCCCGGCUCCGAGCUCUCGGCGAACGCCCCCGUGCCACCCCGCCCCGCCCGGCCGCGGGCGGCGGAGGGCAGCGCGGAGCCAGCCUGCCCCUCGGAGCCAGCCUGCCCCGGACGAGCCGGGACGCCGGCGCUGCCGGGAGGGGCGGGCGCUUGGGAGUCGGUGCCGGAGGCGCCGCGUCCCGCCGAGCCGCCCGACUGAGAGGACUACGCCAGCUGCAUGGGAGGAGAUGAGCGUGGCGGGGAAGCAGCCUCCUCCAGCACCGCUCGAGCGGCCCGGCAGCCUCCUCGUCCCCACCUGGACUAAAACUGGUAUUGCAUUGUUGUAUGAUGAAGUAUCUGAAAAUGCUUAUGACAUCCGACUGAAGCUUACAAAAGAGGUAUUAACAAUUCAAAAACAAGAUGUCGUCUGUGUUAGUGGAAGUGAUCACAGUGCAAAUCACAGAACUGUUACACUUCAUAGACAACCAGUUGGUGGCUUGGGCUUAAGCAUAAAGGGUGGUGCUGAGCACAAAGUGCCUGUCGUCAUAUCAAAAAUAUUUAAAAACCAAGCAGCUGAACAGACAGGAAUGUUAUUUAUAGGAGAUGCAAUAAUACAGGUUAAUGGUAUAAAUGUAGAAAGUGCUACCCAUGAAGAAGUGGUACACCUACUGCGAAAUGCUGGCGAUGAAGUUACCAUCACAGUUCAAUACCUCAGGGAAGCUCCAUCAUUUUUAAAGCUCCCAUUAGGUUCCCCUGGACCAUCCAGUGAUCACAGCAGUGGAACUUCAUCACCUCUCUUUGACAGUGGCUUACAUUUAAAUGGAAACUCAACUAACACGGCUCCAUCAUCACCUUCUUCACCCAUAGCUAAUGAACAAAAAUACGAGAAGCGCUGGCUAGACGCCUUAUCAGUUCCUCUGUCGAUGGCUCGAAUCUCAAGGUACAAAACCGGAACAGAUAAAUUAAGAUCUAAUGCAUUUGAAGUGCUGGCACUCGAUGGAGUUAGUACUGGGAUACUUCAGUUUUAUACAGCCCAGGAGAGUGCUGACUGGCUGAGAGCAAUGUCUACUAACAUCAGUGAUUUGACACUUCAAAAUAUGAAAAUGGCAAAUAAAUGCUGUUCUCCCUCUGACCAGGUCAUACAUAUGGGAUGGGUAAAUGAGAGACUUGAAGGAACUGAUUCAUCUCAGCUCUACAAAUUCAAGUUUCUGGCCCUGAAGGGUUCAUCCUUCUACAUUUUCAGCACUCCACCGGUGAGCACACUAGAUUGGGUACGAGCUGAAAAAAUCUAUAACCUCUGUGAGGUUCUAUUUAAAAUUCACAAGCUCUGGCUUGCUGAUGAUUGCUGGCUACAAGCAAACUUGUAUUUAGGUAUUCACCAGGACUUUGAUCUUGAAGACCAGAGACCAUAUUGUUUCAGUGUUAUGGUUGGACAUGGCAAGAGCCACUAUUUCAACGUAGAGCUGGGCAGUGAAUUGGCAGUGUGGGAGAAAUCAUUCCAAAGAGCAAUUUUCUUGGAAGUUCAAAGAACAGGGUCUAAAACAUAUAUGUGCAGUUGGCAAGGGGAUACCCUCUGUUUCACAGUCGACUUUGCUCUAGGAUUUACCUGUUUUGACAGUAAAACGAAGAAUGUGCUGUGGAGGUUUAAAUUCUCUCAGCUCAAAGGCUCAUCAGAUGAUGGGAAAACGAGAGUAAAGCUGCUUUUUCAAAAUAUAGACACCAAACAAAUUGAGACAAAGGUAAGCAACAUCCUCUUUUUCAAUUUAGUUAAACAUGACACAAAAUUACCGUUAAGGCAUCAGAAAUCCCAUUUACUGGGACACAGAUAUGGUAAACACAUCACAGCUUAUCAUUUUUUGCCAAUUCUUUAGAAA